CAACCCCUCUACCACUCUGGCCCUCAAGAGGGGAGCUGGAACCCUUCUCAAUGCAACUGUCCCCAGCCUCCCAAUGGAGGCUUGGUUGAGAAGGGGGGAAUAGCCCCCCCAUCCCCAUUGGAUUUAUGGAGAUUCCCUGCCCACAUCCGUUUAGAUAUUAACUCAGCCAGGACAGGCCAAGGCAAACAGACCAGAGCUGGGGCGGACAAGGGGACAGACAUCUGUGGCCGGUGGCCUUGCGUCAUCUUCCCACCGCCAUGGACAUGCACUGGCCCCUGGGCUUGAUUCAGCUCCUGUUGGGGAUCCACCUCACCCAGGCUGAGCCAUUGUACAUCCUGGUGACCCCCCGAGUCCUGCGCGUUGGCAGCCCUGAGACCAUCCUCAUACAGGCUCACUCAGACUCCGAGCAGCCCCUCAUCGGAACCCUCAAAGUGAACCUCACUGUGUGGGACUUUCCCAUGAAGAAGACGGCGGUGGCUAAGAACCAGCUCAUUCUCUCAUCGGAAAACCACUUUAUGAACCAGGCAUCUGUGGUGAUACCUGAAAGUCUGGUAUACCCCCCACAACCGGGACAGCAGUACGUCAUCAUCCGGGCAACCUGGACACCAACCUCUGCCUCCUCGUCCAUGGAGAAGAUGGUGCUGGUGGCUCCCCACGCGGGCUACAUCUUCCUCCAGACAGACAAGACCAUCUAUACCCCUGAGCACUUGGUUCAAUACCGGGUGUUCACUGUGAACCACAAGAUGGAUCCUGUGACCAAGACAUUCACUUUGGACAUCAAGAACCCGGAAGGGAUCGCUGUGAUCAGCCAGGAUCUGGUGGCCCAGGGAGGUUUCUUCGCCAACUCCUUUCACCUCCCAGAGCUCAUCAGUCUUGGGACCUGGAGCAUCGAAGCCAGUUACCGUACUGCAGCCAAGCAGAAGUUCAAGACAUCCUUUGACGUGAAGGAGUAUGUGCUCCCAUCUUUUGAGGUCCGGCUGACCCCAAGCAAGCCUUUCUUCUACCUCAGCGAUGAAGCUCUGGGUGUGGACAUCCAGGCUUUGUAUAUAUUCAACAAGCCAGUGGACGGACAUGCCCUGGCCAUCUUUGGAGUGAAGCUGGAUUCCCGUCGGAUACCCAUUCAAAGCUCCCUGCAGAGGGUGGAGGUGUCUAAAGGCCAGGGUCACGUCUCCCUUCAGAAGGACACACUGAUAGCUGCAUUCCAAGGCCCAGAAGAAGACUUCAUUGGGGCCUCAAUCUUUGUCAAUGUCACCGUGUUCUCCUCAGGGGGUGAGAUGGUCCAGGCCGAGACCUCGGGGGUGAAGAUCGUCCGGAGCCCAUACAACAUCAAGUUCACAAGGACACCCCAGUAUUUCAAGCCAGGGAUGCCCUUCCAUUUUAGGGUCUUUGUCUCAAAUCCUGAUGGGUCCCCAGCCUCCGGAGUCCUCGUCCACUGCCAAAACUACAAAGUGCGCACCUCGCCCAGUGGGACGGCCGCUCUGACCAUCAACACAGGGGCAAAUAUGGAGCAGCUCCCUAUCCUGGUGGAAACUGAUGAGGCUCUCCAACCAGAGGAGCAGGCAUCAGCCAAGAUGACGGCUUGGCCUUACUCAACUCAGAAUGGGUCAGGGAACUUCCUACACAUUGAGGUGAAGACGUUAGGCACAGAAGUUGGCAACAACAUCCAUCUGAGCCUCAACACAAGGCAUCAGAACCCUGAAACCAAGGAGCGUAUCACUCACUUCACCAUCCUGGUCCUGAGUAAGGGUCAGAUCCUGUGUGCCAAACAUCAGUUAAAAAGUCAAGGAAGUGUCUACACGUCAACCACUAUUGAUGUGACUUCAGAGAUGCUGCCCUCUUUCCGCAUCCUGGCUUUUUAUUUACUGCCCAGGGGAACAGGCCAGGACCCUGAAUUGGUGGCCGAUUCCAUAUGGAUCGAUGUGAAUGACAAAUGCAUGGGAACGCUGAAGGUUGGCUUAAAGAAUGAACCCUUUGAUUCUAUGGAGCCCAACAGCCGGGUGGAAGUGAUGGUGACAGGUGAUGCAGAGGCCACGGUGGGGCUGGUGGCUGUGGACAAGGCUGUCUAUGUCUUGAACAGCAAACAUAAGCUUACACAGAAGAAGGUCUGGGAUGUGGUGGAGGAGCAUGACAUUGGCUGCACAGCGGGCAGUGGAAAAGACAAUCUUGCUGUGUUCAAGGAUGCUGGAUUGGAUCUGAAGAUGAGCACGGGGAUGGACACCCUGGCAAGCUCAGACUGGCACUGCCCUCAGAGCCCCCCUCCCAGCCGCCGCCGCCGCUCCCUGAAGAGACUGGAGACCAAGAGGAAUGCAGUGAACAAGUUCGAGACAGAGCUGGAGCGAAAGUGCUGUGAGGCUGGACUCCGGGAGAGCCCAGUGGGGCUUUCGUGUGAGGAGAGGACCCAGCAUGUCCGCUAUGGGCCAACUUGUGUCACUGCUUUCCUGAGCUGCUGCCAUCUAUCUGAGGCCCUGACUCGGGAGGCCCGGGAAGAACAGCUGCUUCUGGGGACAACGGAUGAAGACGAGGACUUUGAAGACAUCUUUCUGGAGGACCUGCCUGUCCGGACCUUGUUCCCUGGUUGGCUCUGGAGGAAAUUUACUCUGCCAAAAAGUGAAUCGGGGAGCGUCUCACACUACAACAUUCCUGUGAACCUGCCAGAUUCCAUGACCACAUGGCAGUUUGUGGCCGUCAGUCUCAAGGCUGGACAAGGUCUCUGUGUCUCAGACUCCUUUGAGCUGACCGUUAGGAAACCGUUCUUUGUGGAUCUUAAGCUGCCCUUCUCUGUGAUCAGGAAUGAGCAAGUCCAGAUCCAAGCGGUGCUGUACAAUUUCAGGAACCGCCAUGUCAAGGUCCGUGUGGAGUUCCCCUACAAGGAGGCUCUGUGCAGCGCAUCAAAACCAGGAGCCCCAUCCCGCCAGGUGGUGGUCGUGCCUGCCACCUCAACCAAGAUGGUGCCCUUUGUGCUUCUCCCACUUGUGGUAGGCAAAGUGGAUGUGGAGGUCAAGGUCGUGGGCAACGGCGUGCAGGAUCACGUGAAGAAGACACUCCUGGUCCAGGCAGGAGGGCAAAUAGAAAAAAUGUCCCAUAGCAUCGUCCUGAACCCACAAGGUCAGACCCAGGUGGAGAUGCUGCCAAGACAGUAUAUUUGGAACAAGGUGCCCGAUACAGAGGCAGAAGUGUUUGUCAGCGUCCAAGGUGACAUCCUUGGGGAGACAAUCCUGGGCAGCCUGACACCCAGAGAAACGCAUGAGCUGCUGAGGCUCCCGACCGGCUGCCCUGAGCAGACGCUGAGCAGUCUGACACCCGUGAUCAUCCUGACCCACUAUUUGGACACCACGGGCCAGUGGGGCAAGGUGGGGGUGGAGCACAGGGACCAGGUGAUGCAGAACAUUGUCAGUGGAUACACCCGGAUGCUGACCCACCGGAGCACAGAUGGCACCUACCAUAUCCACAAGGGGAACCCGGGAAGCACCUGGCUCACGAGCUACGUGUUCCGAGUUUUCAGUCUGGCCUACUCGAUUCUGACCGUCAGUGUGAUUGACCUGCACUCUCUCUGUGCCAUUGCCCGGUGGAUCAUCACCGAGCGGCAGGCAGAGGAUGGACACUUCUUGGAGAAGGGGCCUGUGAUCAUGGCGUCCAUGCAGGGUGGCUACAGAAGCUCCGAGGCAGACGUAUCCCUCACAGCUCUUGUUCUGAUCGCCCUGGAUGAGGGGAAGGAGUUAUGCAGCCAGGAGAUACCGGAUUUGAUUGCCAGCAUGGAGAGAGGCCGUGACUCUGAGAGACGCCUCCCCGACAUUCAGACAACCUUUGCCAUAGCCAUAGUCUCCUAUGCUCUGGCCCUCACCGGGAGCCCCCGAGCCAACGACCGCCUUGACAGCUUUGCCAGCCCUAACAAAGACCACUGGCGAACCCGCAGAGACAGGAAGUCCCUGUACACCAUCGAGGCCACGGCCUACGCGCUGAUGCAGAAGCUGAAGCUGGGUCGGCAUAAUGAGACACACGCCAUCGCCAAGUGGCUGCUGGAGAAGCGGGAGCUGGGAGGAGGCUUCAAGUCCACCCAGACCACGGUGGUGGCCAUUGAGGCCCUCAUCCGCUUCCGCGAAGCUGUCCCCUUUGAGAGUGUCCAGGAUCUCCGCGUCCAGAUCAGUGCCCCCAAGAGAGCCUUGAACAUUGAGUGGCUCAUCGAUCAGAACAACGCUUACCAGCGGCGGUCAGCAAAGUUUUCUGCUCGAGAUGACCUAGAGAUCACAGCCAGCGGCAGUGGGAGAGGCACCAUCUCGAUCCUGACCAUGUACCACAGGUCCCUAGAGUCCUGGGAGGACACCUGCAGCCUGUAUCGCCUGAAUGCUACUCUCCACAGUGCCCUGGAAGAAAAUAAAAACGGGGAAGAGACCUUCCAACUCCGGAUGGAAACAAGAUUCCAGGGUGAUCGAGAGGCCACAAUGACCAUCAUGGAGGUUUCCCUGCUCACUGGCUUCUACCCCAACCAAGAUGACCUCAAACAGCUCACAAGCGACGUGGAGAUGUACGCUUUCCAGUACGAGACCAAGACGAGCUCCAGUGACAGCACCGUUGUCCUCUACCUGGAGAAGCUCUCCCACAAGGAAGACACGGUUCUGGGCUUCCGGGUCCACAGGAUGCUGCAGGCGGAGUUCUUGCAGGCCGCCCAGGUCACGGUCUAUGACUACUAUGAGCCUUCCCGGAGGUGCAGCUCCUUCUACAACCUGCCCACAGAGCGAUCCGACCUGCGGAAAAUCUGUCACAAAGACGUCUGCAGAUGCGCCGAGGAACUGUGCCCUACCCCGAGGAAAGCCAGCAACCGGCUGAAGCAGGAGGAGCUCCAGGCGGCGGCCUGUGAGGCAGGUGUGGACUUUGUGUACAAGGCCAAGCUGGACGCUGUGGAGGCCUCUGCCUCCAACCCUUAUGUCUACUACAACAUGCAUCUCCAAGCCAUCAUCAAGAGUGGCACGGACUCCGCCACGCCGCUCACCACGAAGAAAUUCGUCUCCCAUGCCACCUGCCACGACUCCCUGGAGCUGCAAGAACAGGAGACAUACCUCAUCAUGGGCCAGACAUCAGACCUGUGGAGAGUCAAAUCUGAUUACACCUACGUCCUGGGCAAGGAGACGUUCCUCAUGCAUUGGCCAGAGAAUGGGGAUGUGGAAAAGAAAGAAUUGCUGGGCCAGCUGGAAGGAUUUUCGGAAUACAUGAGCACCCAUGGCUGCGAGUCCUGAGACUCUGAGACCUCUGCUGCUCUCAGGGUUAUCUCUAAGCAGGCCCGGGCCACUGGCCUUAACCCCAAAUAAAGAACAUGGAAUGUCA
Messenger RNA from Rhinolophus ferrumequinum (greater horseshoe bat), 5319 nucleotides. RefSeq names its product complement C3-like. Gene Ontology annotation, molecular function: endopeptidase inhibitor activity; protein binding. Lineage: Eukaryota; Metazoa; Chordata; Mammalia; Chiroptera; Rhinolophidae. Gene Ontology annotation, cellular component: extracellular region. The record is from RefSeq and is a predicted model, not a curated record.